Biomphalaria glabrata is the source of this 1511-nucleotide messenger RNA. RefSeq lists its product as uncharacterized. Gene Ontology annotation, molecular function: DNA binding; peroxiredoxin activity. The transcript is spliced from 8 exons. NCBI's taxonomy places the organism in Eukaryota, Metazoa, Mollusca, Gastropoda, Planorbidae. The record is from RefSeq and is a predicted model, not a curated record. The coding region runs from base 167 to 1453 and encodes 428 amino acids.
UUUAAAUAGAUUCAUAAGAUUUAGAUUCUAGUCUAGACGCUAGAUCUUGAGGGUAGUAUGGUCACUAGGUUGGCUGACUAGAUCUAGACAUUCUAGUUAUGUCCGGUGGUAGUGUGCACUGUGUGGACAGACAAUCAUUACAGUGAUACAUUUUUACAAAACAAGGAUGGUCAAUGAGAAAUUUAAAAGUUUGUUUUGGUCGUACUUCUCGCCAACUGAGCCUAAUCGAGCCAAAUGUAACGUUUGUUACUUAGAAUUCUCUUAUGCUGGUGGCUCAACAAGUAAUCUGGCAAGGCACCUGAGAACAAAACACCCAGAAAUAAACCUAAAUUCUCAAUCUGAAUACCGGUACCAGGAAAGCCAGGCAGCAACAAUAAUAAUUACUACCCAGACAUCUAGUGAUGGGGAAUGUAUAGCUACCAUUGAGCCGUUUAAUAUCAUACCUAAGGAAGUCGUAAAAGAAGAAUGUCUAGCAGAUAAUCACACAGACUAUGAUGACGGUGAUCAGAGAAUAAGUUCCAUUGAAGAAGUCGUGAAAGAAGAAGGUCUGGCAGAUAACCAUGUGCAUCUUGAGGACAGUGAUCAGAGAAUAAGUUCCCUUGAAGACCAAGAUCAAAGUCAAACUGAGAAUGUCAGACAUUUACGAAAGCGGAGCUUGUGCUGGUCCAUAUUCAAAAAGCUCGACAGCGGGAAAGUGUUGUGUAGUUACUGCAAUAAAGUUUUAGCUUUGCCAAAUGGAAAUACUAGCAAUUUGAAAAGACAUGUCCGGUUGAAGCACCCUGGAGUUCACUUUAGUCUUCAGGCAGAAGAAAUUGAAAGGAGAAAAACACUAAGACCAAUAACGAGGCCAAGAUUUGACAGGGUUUCAAAAAGCUCCAUUUCUUACUUUUCAGUCACAGAAGAGUCUCAAAUGCCACAAGAUAUGCUGCGAUUAAUGGAGGAAACACGAGAGAAGUUAGGGUUUGUUCCCAAUGUCUAUCAAGCACUAUCCCACAGACCGAAUGAAAUGCGAGCCUAUGUUACAUAUUAUGAAACUCUUAUGGAAGAAAGAAUGGGCAGCCACCUCAGUCAAAGUGACAAAGAGAUGAUUAGUAUAGCGGUCAGUGCUGCAAACAAGUGUACCUACUUCAUUAUAGCACACAGCGCCUACUUCCGUCUUUGUUCUCAUAAUAGGAUAUUAGCUGACCAGAUCGCUGCCAACUGGGAGACAGCAGACCUUGAUGACAGACAAAAAUCUAUCCUUCAGUUUGCCAUGAAACUGACCAAAUGUGAGCAGUUGACAGAACGAGACUUUGGGAACCUACAGAACUAUGGCCUAGAUAGAGAAGAUGCCUGGGACAUUGGGGCCCUGGUCAGUUUCUGCUCCCUGUCCAACAGAAUGGCCUUCCUGGCCAACAUGAUGCCAAACGAGGAGUUCUACACCUUAGGAAGAGAGUCGCAGUCAGAAAACUGACCUACUUUUUGUUGACUUUUAUUUAGAGUUUUAUCUAAAUAAAUUUGUUGAUUUUUAA